Molecule: messenger RNA, 819 nt
Organism: Myotis davidii
Lineage: Eukaryota; Metazoa; Chordata; Mammalia; Chiroptera; Vespertilionidae
Product: mitochondrial inner membrane protein COX18
Exons: 6
Coding region: 240-791 (183 amino acids)
Biological process (GO): mitochondrial respiratory chain complex IV assembly; protein insertion into mitochondrial inner membrane from matrix
Cellular component (GO): mitochondrial inner membrane
Molecular function (GO): membrane insertase activity
Source: RefSeq, a predicted model, not a curated record
UCGCGGCGCACGGCGUCACGGGCCUGCCCUGGUGGGGCAGCAUCCUCUUCACCACCGUGGCGCUGCGCGGCGCCGUCACGCUGCCCCUGGCGGCCUACCAGCACUACAUCCUGGCCAAGGUGGAAAAUUUGCAACCAGAAAUACAAAAUAUUGCACAACACCUUAACUAUGAAGUUGCAGUUCGUGCAAAACAGUUGGGGUGGUCCAAAAGAGUUGCCAGGUUCACUUAUCUAAAGAAUAUGCAGAGGCUUGUUUCAGAGCUGUAUGUUCGGGAUAAUUGCCACCCUUUCAAAGCCACAGUGUUGGUCUGGAUUCAGCUUCCAAUGUGGAUCUUUAUGUCUGUCGCUCUGCGGAAUUUUAGCACAGGAGCAACACAUUCAGAAGCAGGUUUUUCUGUCCAGGAGCAGUUAGCAACUGGUGGGGUCCUGUGGUUUCCGGACCUCACUGCACUGGAUUCCACUUGGAUUCUGCCUAUCUGCAUUGGUGCCAUCAAUUUAAUAAUAGUAGAGAUUGUUGCUCUACAAAAAAUUGGAAUGUCUCGCUUUCAGACGGGUGUUACCUACUUUGUUCGGGGAAUAUCAGUGUUGAUGAUUCCAAUUGCUGCCACAGUACCUUCGUCACUUGUUCUCUACUGGUUAUGCUCCAGCUUCAUGGGCCUUUCACAGAACUUGCUGCUGCGUUCUCCUAGGUUUCGCCAAUUUUGCCGUAUACCGUUGACCAAGGGAGAUUCAGACACUCCUUAUAAGGACCUCUUUGCUGCUUUCUACGCCAAGUACAUUUCAAGGAAAUGACAUACUUUUCAGCGAUUUUGAAACAGAA